This is a messenger RNA of Carassius auratus (goldfish), 2160 nucleotides long. Its product is annotated as kinesin-like protein KIF26B. Bases 337 to 1779 code for a protein of 480 amino acids. The transcript is spliced from 5 exons. Gene Ontology annotation, molecular function: microtubule motor activity. Gene Ontology annotation, biological process: microtubule-based movement. The record is from RefSeq and is a predicted model, not a curated record. NCBI's taxonomy places the organism in Eukaryota, Metazoa, Chordata, Actinopteri, Cypriniformes, Cyprinidae.
CCCAACAGCCUGAUCUACUGUCAGCCUGCGCUUCACAUAACUCCAUAUGCAUGGGAAAAUGAGCUUGUGCUGGGAUGCUUUAAAAUCUAAAGCACUGCACAUGGAUUCAGAAUAUCAGGGUGCAUAAGAAAGAAUUGGAUUAUCCACUGUUGGACAUUUCAAAAUUGGACCAUCUGUUAUUCAUAUUCCACUGUGGAAGAUGGAUAGAAUUUUGCAUGUUACUAGUCGCUGAGACUGGGCUACUGAACUGACCAGAGAUUGAUUUUUGGAUAUUUUGUUUGCGGAUGUAACAGGGAGCAUAGUUAUUUCAUCAGUCCCUCUCUAUCAGGCUUCAUCAUGACCUCUCUAACAGGGAAUAAAGACAGAUCUGGCACCAGGAGUAGAAAAUAUGGGAUGACCGAUUCAUCCCCUACGAAGUCACCAUCAUUCUCUCCUGAAACCUGGUACCGAAAGGCUUAUGAGGAGUCCCGGAGCGCCAGUCGCCCGGUCCCUGAAGGCGCGGGCUCCAUGCCCGGGUCCUCGGGAACCCCUUCCCCUGGAUCUGGAAUAUCAUCCCCGGGCUCUUUCUCGGGCUCACCUGUUACUAUAUCGCCUGGAAUCAACACCGGUUCGCCCGGUUCUUUAGGCGGAUCUCCAGGGUUCGGCACUGGCUCUCCAGCCUCGGGUAGCGGGAGCUCACCUGGUUCUGAUCGGGGCAUCUGGUGCGAGAACUGCAACGCUCGACUGGUGGAGCUGAAGAGACAGGCAUUAAAACUACUCAUUCCCGGACCCUACUCUAGCAAGGAUCCUUCCUUCUCCCUGCUGAUCCACGAGAAAUUGCAGGUUCCCAACAGCACACGCAAGGCAUGGAAUGAGCGUGACGGUCGCUGUGACGUGUGUGCCACUCACCUGAGUCAGCUGAAGCAGGAGGCCGUCCAUAUGGUGCUGAGCCUGGAUCAGUGUGAUGUAUCUCCUGGGUCUCCUCCAUCCCUGGCUUCCCUGGUGGGAUCCCGUAGUGUCCUCCAGGGUCCCACACCACCUCGAGACUGGGCAUUCCUCCCUACAGGCUACCAUUCCUCUGCCUCUUCUACCGUUUCUGCCACCACCUCCACUUCUACCCCAACAAUCACAAAUGCCAGCAACGGCGGCAGCUCCCACCACCCAGCCUACCCCAAACACGGACCCAAACCCAACAGUCUUGGGGUGAGCAAUGGUGUAGAGAAGAAGAACAACUCACCAGGCCAUGCAGGAAAGUCCACAGGACCGCAACAGCCUCAUCUAUCCAGCAGCCCCAGCAACACUAAUGGAACUGUGUUGAGUUCUGUCGCACUCCAAGCUCAUCAGUACCUGGACGGCACCUGGACAUCUGGACACCUGUCAAGAGCCAAUGGCGUCACACUCUAUCCUUAUCAGAUCUCUCAGAUGGUGUCAGAAGGCAACCGGGAGGGUCUUAAUGAAGCCGCGCUCAACCGCUACAACGCUGAUCGGCCCAAUGCAUACAGCAGCCCAGCUGCCCCACCUCCUGCCCCAGUCACCACAGCGCCCUCCAGUGGCACCUCCGCUGCUGCAUCCUUCUUUGCCAGGGCUGCCCAGAAAUUGAAUCUGUCUUCCAAGAAGAAGAAGCAGCGUCCUGCGCCCCCUGUGGCAUGUGAUCCACCCCUUUUUCCCACCAACUUCAGCGGCAUCCUGCAGGUGUCUCCGCCCCCUGCUCCGCCCUGCCUUUUACGGGCAGUCAACAAAGUCAAAGACACUCCUGGCUUGGGCAAGGUACGAUCUUUCAGCAAAAAUGGCUGCAUUUAGGUCUUGUCGUUUUAUUAGUCUUUACUCUUAUUAAGUCUGUUUUUUACCAACAUAUGAGCAUAUGUAAAUGCUUUUGCAAGCUAAACAGAUUCACCUAAUCAACAUAGAACAGACUACUUUUUAUUAUUUACUUAGAUCUAGCAGCAAUGGUCACCUAUCAAUGCUAAUGUCCCCUUCAAGUGGAGUUGAAAUACAUUGUAAUAAAUAUAAUAAAUAUAAUUGUGAGUUCUGAGCACUUGGUCCUAGUGGUUAGAGAGUAUGACUCCUAAACCUAAGGUUGUGGGUUUGAGUCUUGGUCCAGCAAUACCAUGACUUAGGUGCCCUUGAGCAAGGCACUGAACCCCCGAACUGCUCCCUGUGCACCACAGCAUAAAUAGGUGC